AUCAGACUUGCUACAUCCCUGCCAAGGGUGAGCAUUUACGCGCGAUCCGGUAGCCGAUCUCCAGCAGCCGUGCACCGCCAUCAGGACUAAUUUCAUCAUGAAAACUUUCAAACUCUUUAUUUUGACAUAAGCCGUUUUUUUCUGCGUGUGCUGGAGAGAAGAAGCCCAACUUCUACCACGGCACACCAUCCGUGUCGCGGUGAAGUUAUUCCAUCUUCUUUGGGUGCCAAUUAUAAAGGCCCCGCAUUGAAGCCUCUCCAGCCGCCAGUGACCCUGUUAGCUGGCUUUAAUGUCAACGAUCUGGCUCCAAAGUGGAGGGAAUUACCUCACUUUUAGUCUCCAAUCAGGCAAAAAAGAAGAGCAAUACAGCAAAAUGCAGAGCUUGACUCUUUUUCAACCCUUGUGCUCUUUUGAGGGUCUGACUGCUCUUGCUUUCUGGUGAAACACAGGGUCAGGACUGUGUGGAUAAAACCCUGAGGGUUUUGACAUUUCAGCUUUUCUGUCUUUUUUUUUUUUAAUUUUUGCUCCUCUUCUGGCCUCAGUGCUUUUUGGAAAAGGCCCAAAUGAUCUGGUGGUGUUGCUCAGGCAUAUGCAGAGCCCUGGCUCUUCUGGCGCUCCUGUUUCCCUUGCAGGAGAGGAGCUGCUGGGGUCUCAAUCCCAGCUCUGGGGAUCUGGAGAAGCCUCCACACUCUGAUCCAGACCCCUGGGAUGUCCCGCACAGAAACAGACGCAGCUGGGUAUGGAACCAGUUCUUCGUAUUAGAAGAGUACACAGGAAAUGAACCUCUCUACGUUGGCAAGCUACACUCAGAUGUGGACAAAGGAGAUGGCAAGGUGAAGUACGUGCUCUCUGGUGAGGGUGCCACCUCCAUCUUCACCAUUGAUGAGAACACGGGAGACAUCCAUGCCACAAAGCGGCUUGACCGAGAGGCUCAGGCUUACUACACCCUUCAAGCUCAAGCUGUAGACCGACUCACCAAUUUGCCUGUGGAACCCAAAUCUGAAUUUGUGGUCAAAGUCCAGGACAUCAAUGACAAUGAGCCCAAAUUUCCUGAUGGACCGUACCUGGCAGGAGUACCAGAGAUGUCACCCUUAGGAACCAUGGUAGUGCAAGUGGUAGCCACAGACGCGGAUGACCCAACAUACGGGAACAGUGCCAGGGUGGUUUACAGCAUCGAACAUGGACAUCCGUAUUUCUCAGUGGAGCCAAAGACAGGUGUCAUCAGAACAGCUCUGCCAAACAUGGACCGGGAGACGAGGGAUCAAUAUGUUCUCGUCAUCCAGGCCAAAGACAUGGUUGGCCAAAUGGGUGGCCUCUCCGGCACCACCUCUGUAACGGUCACGCUCACAGAUGUCAAUGACAACCCGCCUCGGUUCGCUCACAAGAACUAUCAGUACACGGUGCUCGAGUCCCUGCUGGUGCAAUCUGUUGUGGCCAGAAUAAAAGCAGCGGAUGCUGAUAUAGGCUCCAACGCAGAGAUGGACUACAGGAUCAUGGACGGCGAUGGGCCCGGCGUGUUCAACAUAACGACAGACGAGGACACACAAGAUGGGGUCAUAAUGCUGCUGAAGCCUUUAGACUUUGAAACAAAGAGCAUCUUUUCUCUGAGAAUCGAAGCCACAAACAGGAAUAUCGACCCCAACUUCUUGAGCUCGGGACCGUUUAGCGACACGACAUCGGUCAAGGUGACGGUGGAGGAUGUGAACGAGCCGCCCGUCUUUUCCACACCGUUGAGCAAGAUGGUCGUUUCAGAGGACGCCAAAGUGGGCACCUCGAUCGGGAGAGUCUCUGCCCAUGACCCAGAUAACUCCAACAGUCCAAUCAGGUACUCCAUUGACAGGAACACAGACUUGGAGCGCUUCUUUAAUGUGGAUGCUCUAAGUGGGGUCAUCAGCACAGCCAAACCUCUGGACCGAGAAGCAAACUCGGUCCACAACCUCACCAUCUUUGCCAUCGAGAGCCAUGACCCAACCCAAAUCGGAAAAGGCAUCACUUUGAUCACAGUGCAGGACAUAAAUGAUAACGCUCCGGUUUUUGCCAUCGACUAUGAAACACUUCUUUGUGAAAAUGCCAUACCAGGACAGGUGAUCCAGACAAUCAGCGCAGUGGAUAAGGAUGAACCUUUGAGUGGUCAUCGCUUUUAUUUCGCCCUGGCAGGACCUGCUGCUGGUAACCUUAACUUCACUCUGCGAGAUAAUAAGGGUGAGACAACCUUUUGUGUCAUGGUUCUACUAAUUGUGACUAUGCGUCGGAGAAGAAAAGAACCUCUGAUUCUGGAAGAGGAAAGAGAUAUCAGAGAAAACAUCGUCCGUUACGACGAUGAGGGAGGGGGCGAGGAGGACACAGAGGCCUUCGACAUGGUGACCCUGCGUAACCUCAAUGUCAUCAGAGACCCCAAUGUACGACGAGACGUCACUCCAGAUACCCCUACUUUCUUUCAUUACCCCUCAGCUUCUCGCCCGUCCUAUAAAUCCCUACCAGACAAUGUGGUGUUUCGAGAGUUUAUUUGGGAGCGACUGAAGGAUGCCGACGUGGACCCAUCAGCUCCUCCGUACGACUCUCUGCAGACGUAUGCUUUUGAAGGUAGCGGCUCUGUAGCUGAGUCGCUAAGCUCACUGGAGUCACUAAGUACAGACUCAGAUCAGAACUAUGACUAUCUCAGCAACUGGGGACCACGCUUCAAAAAGCUGGCUGACCUGUACGGCAACAGCGAUAGCACCACUGUCUUGUCAUAGCCACUAAAUGUGUUUCUUAACAUUUGUGGGACUCCAAAAAAUAAUAGUAAUUUAUUGUCAGAGAAAAUGAUUUUGUCUGCCUUAGUGCAUUGGAGGAAAAGAUUCAAAGACAACACAAGAGACUGAAAGAAAAACACUUUGACUUCAAAGGUUUUUUUGGUUUGUUUACCUCCCUGUAUGGAUUUUGAAAAGCGUGCCAUGGUGAGUUUUGACACGGACUUCAAAAGUGGCUUGACUGAGGAGGAAACCUUGUGUGCAAAAGACAUUAAAGGUUUCAGAUUUUGGGCUUGGGUCCAACCAUUGACUGCAGAAUGCAUACAUGUUGGAGCAUUUUUACGGGGAGGCACCUGUCCUUUCAUUCCUGUGAUGGGCACCGGCCCAGCACUCUUGCUUUGAAGCAUUCCUUUGCUAUCUUUGUGCUAAAAAAAAAUAAAAAAAUUUCUCAUGAAAGGCUGUGUCUCUAGCGGCUAAUCAGUAGUCAUUUGACUGUUCAUAUGAAAUUUGACAGCAGUUUAUAUGGGAUUUUUUUUUUUCUCCUUCUUCUAUCUUUGGGAUGGGGAGCAGGGGGAUGAGGGGCUGUUUUUCACAAACACUGAAAUCGAGGAGCCACAUUAUUCACGGACUCAGAAAUAUCCUUCAACACUAUAUGAAGUGCAACUGCACACAUAUAAUAAAGUAUAAACAAGUAUUUGAUGUGCUAAGGAAAUGAUGUGAAGACAUAAGUUGUGCAAAUCAUAAAAAGAAUGACAUGCUCGUCAUUUUGAUGUCUCCACUGGGUGAAACAGGAAAACAUCAUUUCUCUUCUUCUCCCAACAAUACAUUUUGCAGAAGUUGCAAUGUAGUGUUUGUCUCAGUCUGUUUUUUCUUCAGCCUUUCUAUUGCAAAGUCAAAUGUAUAAUUUCUGAGGUAUAAUCUGUCAGGGUUUAGUUGUUUUGCUUUUGUACAAGGCAGGUUGGGUCUGGGAAUGUUUGCUACACCAGAAACUGUCACUGAUGGAUCUGUCCUCGCUGUGCUUGAUUGCAAAUUCACACCACCUAGACUAAAAAAAUAAAUAAAUGUUUCUGAGGCGACAGUCCUAACCUGGGUGAAGUUGCAGUUUGUAAGUAAAUGACUUUUGCUUCUGUAGUUUGCAGAUUCCAGCAUAUAUUGUCUUUCAGAAAUGAAGUAAAUAAUGUCAGUGGUUUGAAUAUUGAUGGUGAAAGGACACACUGUAUGAUAAUCAUUUUGUGCCAAUUUUCUUUUCCAGCUUAAACAAAUUACGUUACAACUAGGUGUCCACAUGUACACUGAUAUGUAUUCUUAUUUAUUUUGAAGAGGCAGAACUGUGCAAAUGAUGUUUUUAUCUUUUGCUGAAAAUAAAAUUGACAUUC
This is a messenger RNA of Neolamprologus brichardi, 4105 nucleotides long. Lineage: Eukaryota; Metazoa; Chordata; Actinopteri; Cichliformes; Cichlidae. The record is from RefSeq and is a predicted model, not a curated record.